CAGGAGGAGGAGCAGCUGAUGUGUGCGUUAUAAAAACAGGGAGCAAACUCGGAGCAAACAUCUCGUUGUUGUUUUCCUCUCUCAGGACAGAAGUCUGUUUCUUUCUGACGAACUUUUCGGAAACUUUCCGUGCUGGAGAAACAAACAUGAGUCACGUCGACGUGAAGAACAUGAAGCCCAGCAGCUUUGAGGACGAAUACUACGACCAGUAUGAAUAUUACAACCUGACCGACAAGUACGCAGAAGGCUCGUCCCGGAAAGGACGGACCAAGAAGGAGGCCUGUGAGAACACCAACAGACCCAACCCGUCCGGACAUGAGCGCAAGCUGGUGGAGAAACUGCAGAACAGCGAGAAGAAGGCGAAGGAGUGAAGGCGGAGGGCGACUCGGACGGCUUAUCCUGGAAACCGACCACGGCCUCCUUGGCGACAGAUGAUCGAGACGUACGGACGGGCAGGAGCGUCCUGAGCUCCGGCGGGCGGGGUUUAACCUGGUGUGAAGAGGAGCCCACUGAUCCAGAUGUUCCAGCAGUGACCUGUCUGUGGCUCCUCCGCCUGAAGGUGUCUGUGAAGCACUCACCUGUGGUGGCGUGUACCUGGUCCCUGUCCGGACCAUGAAGGUGCACGUGUGAUGGUGGUGGCAGUUUGAUUACGAUGUGCUGACACGUUAUGGGUGGAAUCUUUU
Larimichthys crocea (large yellow croaker) is the source of this 683-nucleotide messenger RNA. It is a transcript of the gene nupr1b, whose product is annotated as nuclear protein 1b. The coding region runs from base 147 to 371 and encodes 74 amino acids. The record is from RefSeq and is a predicted model, not a curated record. Gene Ontology annotation, cellular component: nucleus. The transcript has 3 exons. Gene Ontology annotation, biological process: regulation of transcription by RNA polymerase II; negative regulation of cell population proliferation; negative regulation of cell cycle. NCBI's taxonomy places the organism in Eukaryota, Metazoa, Chordata, Actinopteri, Sciaenidae.